GUGGUCUUGAUUGCGAGGAUGUGGCAGAACAACUAGAAUUGGCUUACCGCUGUCAGAUCUGGCAUCGUCGAACUUUUCAACCUUCAGGACUAUUUGCUGCUCGUGUUGAUCUGCAAGGCUCUGUACAGGAGAAGAUGAUACAUGGGAGGCAUGGCUAGUUUAUGACAGUGGUGGAUUUUCCUUGAAUUUUGGACGAGGAAAUGGGAUUAAAUUGAGACGUGGAUUUUCACCAUCAGGAUCUUUGAAGCCUACUCAGGAUGAGCUACGUCAGCAAAAAGAAGAGGAGAUGGAUGAUUACUGUUCUCAGGUUCCUGUUGGACAUCUAGUUUUUAUGGUUCAUGGUAUUGGCCAAAGAUUAGAGAAAGCUAACUUGGUUGAUGAUGUUGGUGAUUUCCGUCGCAUAACGUCAAGCCUAGCUGAAAGGCACUUAACUCCAUUUCAGAGAUGCACCCAACGGGUUCUCUUCAUUCCUUGCCAGUGGAGAAAGGGGUUGAAGCUGAGCAGUGAAAAUGCAGUUGAAAAGAUCACUUUGGAUGGUGUUCGUGGUCUUCGUGUGACAUUAAGUGCCACAGUUCAUGAUGUCCUCUACUACAUGAGCCCCAUGCACUGCCAGGACAUAAUUGACUCGGUCUCAAACCAAUUGAACAGACUGUACACAAAAUUUCUUAAGCGAAAUCCUGGGUAUGAUGGGAAGGUUUCUAUAUAUGGACACUCAUUAGGAAGCGUCCUAUCUUAUGAUAUCCUUUGUCAUCAGGAUAAUACGCGCUCGACGCCUCUUAUGGAUUCUGCGUACAUGAGAUGCUGGGAGAAAGAUCAAGCUAAAGCAACUGAUCAAUCUCUCUCAUCUGAUAGUGUUGUGAUGUCAGAUAAAAAUAGUAUUGCAACAGGCGAUUCAGAUCCAAAGGAACCACCACGUGCUAGAGUAGAAGAGAGUUCCAUGCCAGUUACGCAGUUCAUGGUUCAUCAUGGCAAAAUGGAAGAUCUUUGCCACUCUGUGAAUCCUAUUUCCCCUGCAGAUGUGUCAGGGGAUUGUCCAGAAGAUUUUACUUCAAUAAAUCCUGAAGGGGGAUGUCAGCUACCGCUCAAUGAAGUGGAAAGUAACUCUUCACCAGUGUUGGAGAAAAUCAAUCAAACGUAUGGACAACAAUCUACAACUACAAGCCAUUCCGGAGAAAGCAAAUGCAAUAUCAAAUCAGAUGUUAGCCCUGGAAGCUUUGAAGCCAAUGCUGUUACUUUUGGUUGUAUGCCUGAGGACACAAGUGACAAGGACAGAAUGAUCACCUUGAUGGAGGAAGAGGUGAAACAUCUUAAAGAAAGAAUUGCAGGGCUCGAACAAAAGCAGGUAUCUUCAACUUCCUGUAACGAGGAUUAUGAUGGAAGAAACAAAGUAAUGAAUGGCGAUUCUGUAGCAGAGCAGGCCUCUCCAAUUAAGUUCCUUCCAAAUGAAGAUAUUUUAAGAAAGAUAUAUACACCUUCCAUCAGAUAUACAAAGCUUAGUUUUAAGGUGGAUACAUUCUUUGCUGCUGGUUCACCUCUUGGCGUUUUUCUAGCUCUUCGGAAUAUCCGCAUAGGGAUUGGUAGGGGCCAAAGUUACUGGGAGAAAUUUAACAUUUUUCAUCCUUUUGAUCCUGUAGCAUAUAGAAUCGAACCACUUGUAUGCAAAGAAUACACUAGCAAGCGCCCGGUCAUCAUACCCUAUCACAGAGGAGGGAAGAGAUUGCACAUUGGCUUUCAGGAAUUUAGAGAAGAUGUGACGGCACGUUCUCAGAUCAUAGCAGGUCGAUUUAAAUCUAUGAAGGUUAAAGUGGCCAAAGUGUUUAAACCAAUGAACAAAGCUAAUUUGGAAGAAUCUGUGGAAGACUUCCAAGAGAAGGAAAGAUCAUACGGAUCACUCAUGAUUGAGAGGCUAACGGGAAGUGAGGAUGGCCGUAUCGAUCAUGUUCUCCAGGACAAAACCUUUCAGCACCAGUACAUAUCUGCUCUAGGAGCACACACAAAUUAUUGGCGGGAUUAUGACACGGCUCUAUUUAUGCUUAAACACUUGUAUCGCGAUAUACCCGAAGAGCCUCCUGAACUUCCAAGUGGUGAAGGCAGUUCGCGAUCACAGAGGAGGGCUAUAACCCUUUUCUAUGAGAAGGAUGCAUUGGAUGAAGAUUUUCCUUUGACAUUCUCUGACAGUUCAGCAGUCAAGGAGUUUUCAAGGAAAGCAAGAAAAGCCAUGAAUACCUCUUCCUUGUGAUCCUGUGGCAUAGUCAUAUCAGCAUAGCUGAAACAUCUAAUAUGAACAUCAGGGCUUUGGUCACCGUUGAAAAAUGACAUGUAAAAAGCUGACAAAUGAUACCUUUGACCGUUAGCAAAUGAUAUAUUCGACCAUUGACAAAUGAUAUAUUGGAAAGCCUUUGUUGCUGUUGACAAAUGAUAUGUUCUCUUCAAUGCGUAUGCAUCUACUUCCGUGUAAAUUAUGUUUGUAUUUUUAGUCGAUCACUAGACAAGAAUGUAUUGUAUGUAUAUUAGUUUGUACCACAGAAAAGGUUAUGGAAUGCUGUAAAUAGAUGUGCUGCUGCAGUCAAUGAAAUAGAAGUGCCUUCCUGAUUAAGCCA
Messenger RNA from Asparagus officinalis (garden asparagus), 2600 nucleotides. RefSeq names its product phospholipase SGR2. The record is from RefSeq and is a predicted model, not a curated record. Lineage: Eukaryota; Viridiplantae; Streptophyta; Magnoliopsida; Asparagales; Asparagaceae. Gene Ontology annotation, cellular component: cytoplasm. Gene Ontology annotation, molecular function: metal ion binding; glycerophospholipase activity.